AUGGUCGAACUGAACGGCUCGUCGUCAACAACAGCAAUAUCGCCGAAACGACCUUGGGAAGACACUGUGCUGUGGAAUAACGAACAGGAAAUAUGGUUUGCACAGUCAGCUCCACUCACUGGCCUUUCUAAAAAAUUGGGAACUGAAAUGAGAGAUGGAAUUUUAGCGGCUUUUGAAGAAGUUAAUUCUAUGGGAGGAGUUUGGAAUAACAAAAAGCUGAAACUCUUAACUUUGGAUGAUGCCUAUGAGCCUACCAAUACAAAGAUUAAUACCGACUUCUUUCUCUAUAAUACAACACCCCCUACCAGCUCGCUUAUUUAUCAGCCUUACCUUAACUCAUCAUCUCCUCAAUUUAUUACAAGUGUAGAUGUUAGUAAAAUAUUUGGAUUAAUUGGAUAUGUUGGAACACCAACUGUUAGUGCAGUCUUUCCAGAUGUUACUAAAACUUCCAUUCCACUUCUUGGUUCAUUCACUGGAGUUGGUUGGCUUAGAACACCUUUCUAUCCAAAUGUUAUUAAUUUGAGAGCUUCGUAUGAUGAUGAAACUGCUGCCAUGGUUGAUUGGCUUGUAAAUACCAAACUCAUCAGAAGAAUUAGUAUCAUGUAUCAGAAUGAUGCCUUUGGUAUUGCUGGUUUUAACGGAAUUAACAGAUCCCUCGUCUCACGAAUGAACAUUUCACUCUGCUCUACAGGUCUGUACACUAGAAAUACAUUGGCAGUUGAAGAUGCCUUCUAUACGAUUGGAAAGUGUAAUCCUGAGGCAAUUGUACUUGUUGGAACGUAUGCUCCACUUUCAAAAUAUAUCAAAAUGGUAAAGAAUGUGGCCUUCUCUGCUAACGGAACAAAUUACGGAUAUGAAAAGGCAAGUGAAAUGAUAUUCUUGACAGUUAGUUUUGUUGGAAGUGCUGCCCUGACUGAUGAUUUGAAUCAAUCCCCUUUGCCUUCUUUAAAAUUUGCAUCGACAUAUUAUACGGAUAAUGUUAUCAUUUCACAAGUCGUGCCGAGUCCAAUGGAUUUGACAGUACCAGUUGUGAGGUCUUAUCACAGAGCUAGAAAGGCUUAUCUGAAAGCAACUGGAAAGGACGUUUCUACCUUUCAACCAACAUUUAUUGAACUCGAGGGUUAUUUGACUGGAAAGCUUGCCUAUUCAAUGCUCAAAACUAUUAUAGGUGAUUUAACAAGAUCAAAUUUUAUUGCAACAUCUUACAUUGAUUAUACUGCAGGUAAUUCUGAGACUAAUAAUGGUGGUUCAUUUGUUUUUGAUGGAACCAAGGUCAAUUUCAAAUGGUGUGAAAGUGCCAAUGUCUAUGAUCAAUAUUUACCAUUCUCUGCCAAUGCAACAUCUGUUAGUUGUGCUUCAAAUUGCAAUCAAGGACUCAAGAUUGUUUAUUUGAGUUCUGUUAAUAUUGGAAAAACACCAUACGUUUCCAAUGUUUCAUUCUCAGUUUUUAAACAACUUUCAUGGUACGAAUAUGGAUCUUGCAUUUCAGAUACAUCCAUUCUCAAGAAACCAAUAAUAUUUGGUCAAUCCAUUGAAAAAGAAAAUCUUCAAGAUGAAAUGUUAAGAAAGGGAAUUCAAGCUGCUUUCAAGAGAAGAAAUUCCAAAGUUUCCUCUGACAAAUUGCAAAUCGAAUUGAAAACUCUUUAUCACAACGAUUCUAGUUCACUUCUCUUCAACACAAGAGAAUUAAAGAAUUUGCAUGAAUCUGUUGCAUUGGUUGGUUUCACAGAGGGUGUACUCAAUUUGGAUGGAAUUAAUAAUGCACAAACUCUUGAUAUCAAACAAAACAGUGAGUAUUCAGAUAUUGCUAGUGUGAUUGCUGCUACAAAUUUGAGAACUCUUAGGAGCUCGUUCUAUUCUCCUGUUAUGAAUUUACACUUGACAUUGACAGAACAAUUGGGAACUUUAAUUACUUAUAGUAUGAAACAAGCUCAAUCUAGAAUGAGUGUUAUUUACAAACCUGAUUGCCCGUAUUCAAGUGAAGCUUUCCAAACAUUUUCCACCAUGAUGAAUAUUAUUAAUUUGAAUAUUGACAGUCAAUCUUCUAUCAUCAAUUCAGAUUCAGGCCUUAAAUCAUUGGAUACAAUCAUUGAUGAAUUGACUAGUAAUGCCAAUCCACAAGUUUUACUCAUUACUCUCUUUGAUAGUUAUGAUAGCAUUGUAUCUAUACUUUCAAAGAUUCAGCUCACCUACACAACCAAUCCAGUUUUCAGAAAGGGAUUGAGUAUUUAUCUGAUUAAUUCUUAUUUUUCUGAUCAUGUAGAAACCAAGAUGAAAUCAUUCUUAGCAGCUAACGUGAAUCCAUCCUCUCCAUUCCAAGUUUUCUAUGUUUCUCACAUCCCAUCAUUUUCAUCAAGCUCAAAUUCAUUUGUUACAGAGUUUAACAAGGUAAUCAAGGAUUACUAUCCUUCGGAUUCAUCAGUUUGGGCACACAAAAGAACUUUGGAAGGUUAUUAUAUUGGAAAAUUUAUUACCACAAUAGUGGAUACAGUGGGAAAUCAAAUUACCAAAAAAUCGUUUAUGGAUUAUGUCUAUACUCAAUCUGUAAUUAAGGAAUCUGAAACUGGUAUAACUUUUGGAGCGUUUUCUAAAUCUGCCACCAAUCCAUGUAAUUUGGGAUUGAGAACUGGGUUUUUAUACUCCUAUUCCGGAUCUGUUUUUACUGAGACAUUUACCAAACAAUAUGAUACAGCUUCUUGUGCAUUCCAAGAUUAUAAGGGAACCUAUAGAAGAAGUGGAUUGGCAGAUUCCAUUUCUAGUGUAAUUUCAAAACCAAUUAUAUUCGGUCGUCUUAUUCCCUAUGAUGAUGACAGUUCCACAAAGGCAGGAAAAUUGGAUUUGAUAUCUGAGGCACCUCAUUCAUAUGAUGCCUAUUCAAGAGGUCUUCAAACCUAUCUCACUGUUUACAAUUCCAAAGCAUCUCAAAAAAUUGAAAUUCACACAGAAUAUUUUUCUGGAGAAGUUGAGAAAUAUGGUCUCGAAUACAAGUUACAAUCCCUUUCCACAAAACAGGGUGUAUUUGGCUUUUUUGGAAGUAAUUUGAGAUUGAGUGUUGAUCAAUAUGGAAAUGUGACGGAUAUUUUGAAAAAGUAUCAAAUUCCAAUGUUUGUCUUGGCUGGUUCGCUAGAAUAUAGAAAACCAUACUCUAAAUACUUUAUUAAUUGGAGACCAUCAGUAUUUGAUGAAGUAAUUGCCCAAAUGAAAUAUUUUAAGCAAACCUACGGACAAGCUUCAAUUCUCUAUUCACCAAUUGGAUAUUAUACAACAAAAACAAUACCAUCCAUUAAGGAAUAUAUUGAGAAUUAUGAUGUUGGAUUGGAAGUUUUUGAUGUUGUGAGUAAUCCAACCUCAACUGCAAUCCAACUUUCCAAUCAAAAUAUUGAGGCAGUCAUUAUUCUUGCUCAUGAAACAGAAUCAAUAUCUUGGAUUGAGGCUAUUCUCAGUUUUAAUCCGACCAUCAAGAUUGCUAUUCCUUCAGAGACCUAUAGUUUACUGUUUGAAAAGGGAUUGAAUAAUUUAUAUACCAAACAUCCUGACAUGUCCACAAAUUUCCUCAUUGUGCCUAGAAUCAAUAUUGCUCCAGUUGUCAAACAGGAAUCUGUCUGUAGCAGUGUUGAAACCAUUCAAUCUGAAAAGAAAAAGACAUUUAUCAAUCAAUUUUUAGCCAAUUACCAAUAUUCUGAACCAGCAACUCAUGAAACAUUGGAAGGUUACCUGUUUGGUUUCUUUUUGGAAACUGUUUUUACCAGAAUUUAUCAAGAAAAAUUUACCUCCACUGUUACCUUACCUGAUUUCUUCAGUACAAUCUUUUCAAAUUAUGUUUACGAUAUUGCUGGACUAACAACUAUGGGCCCAUUUGGUUUGGAAUGUUCCUCAACUAAUAAUGUAGCCAAUAUCACUGUUGCAACAGGUGAUUGUGCAACUAGUUAUUCAUCAGCAAGUAGCUCUUGUGAUUGCAAUCAAGGACCUCGAUCUGUUUUGCUCUCUUCUCUCAAUGUUGAGAAUGGUACAACUUCAUUCACUGAUAUUUCCUUUGAUUUUUCAUUUAGUACAUGUGGAGUUGCCAUUGUUCCACCAGCAGUCACUAAGCUUCAAAUUGCAAUGAUUGUUCUAUCUCUUGUAAUAUUCUUCUCAAUUCUAGGAUGUAUUGGUAUCAUAUAUUGGAGAUAUCUCAAGACAAGACAAGGAAACACAACAUAUGCUCCAAAGACUGGUAAUAUUGCUUGUGCAUUCACAGAUGUUCAAAAUAGCACUGUUCUUUGGGAAGCUGAUGCCAAGGCCAUGAGAGAAGCUUUGAAAUUACACAAUGAAGUUCUCAGAAAGAAUUUGGAAGCCUUCAGAGGAUUUGAGGUCAAGACAAAUGGUGAUAGUUUUUAUGUGGUAUUCAAGAGUGCUGUCGAUGCUUUGGAUUGGAGUAUUGCCUGUCAACAUGAUUUGAUGGCAUGUAAUUGGCCUCCUGAAUUACUUCAACAAUGGGAUUGUAGAACUCAAUGGAAUGAAAAGACAAAGGAAUUAAUUUGGAAUGGAUUGCGAGUUAGGAUUGGUCUUCAUUUUGGGCAAGCAGAACAAAUAUUUGACAAGACUAUGAGAAGACCAGAUUAUUAUGGAACAACCAUUAAUACUUCUGCAAGAAUUGAAGCAGCUGCUCAUGGUGGUCAAAAGACAAAACGUACUUAUGGAGCUUUAAGAAAUGUAGAUUUUGAUGAAAUUGAAAAACAAGAUUCAGCUCAAUCUUUACCAACUCCAACUGGACAUCAAUCAACUCACAAGAAGGAAUUAAAGGAUGAAGAAGUUCAAGAAAUGGAAAUUCACACCUUUUCAAAUACAGCAGGCAAUACAAAGAAGAAUCGAAUCGUUCCACUUGUUGAAGGUCCAACUCCCAAAUCAUCAGGUUCUCUUUCACAUCGAAGCAGUGAUAAUGGCAGUACCAAACAUUUACAAUAA
Naegleria gruberi is the source of this 4944-nucleotide messenger RNA. RefSeq lists its product as uncharacterized. The transcript has 5 exons. The record is from RefSeq and is a predicted model, not a curated record. Lineage: Eukaryota; Heterolobosea; Eutetramitea; Acrasida; Naegleriidae. Bases 1 to 4944 code for a protein of 1647 amino acids. Gene Ontology annotation, biological process: cyclic nucleotide biosynthetic process; intracellular signal transduction.